Messenger RNA from Halteromyces radiatus, 376 nucleotides. RefSeq lists its product as uncharacterized. The coding region runs from base 141 to 341 and encodes 66 amino acids. Lineage: Eukaryota; Fungi; Mucoromycota; Mucoromycetes; Mucorales; Cunninghamellaceae. The transcript is spliced from 3 exons. The record is from RefSeq and is a predicted model, not a curated record.
UUAUUUUCGUGUUCAAAUAUAGGCAAAUAAAAAAAAAAUGAAAACCAGUUUGUAUUUUGGUUUGUUAUGAUACUGCAAGUUGUUUGUUGGGGAUUUGACUUCACUCCUUACAUUACCAUGUUUGGUGAAAAGACAAUGGGAUGAUCAUUCAAAACCAAUAUAUAUAUAUAUGUAUGACUUAUCUAUCACAACAGUUUCAUCUAUAUGCAAGUGUUAUCUUGCUUCCCUUACAAAACAACAACAACAAAAUGGAGGGAAAAGAAUGGAUAUUUGGAUGGUCAUCUGGUUUCCUGUUAUUAUCAGUUCACCUUCUUGAUUUAGGUUGGUGGGAAAAGAAAUAGUCGAUCUGGCGCAAAAAAAAAAAAAAAAAAAAAAA